Exophiala viscosa is the source of this 1906-nucleotide messenger RNA. Its product is annotated as putative major facilitator superfamily transporter. NCBI's taxonomy places the organism in Eukaryota, Fungi, Ascomycota, Eurotiomycetes, Chaetothyriales, Herpotrichiellaceae. Gene Ontology annotation, cellular component: plasma membrane. The transcript is spliced from 4 exons. Gene Ontology annotation, molecular function: transmembrane transporter activity. The record is from RefSeq and is a predicted model, not a curated record. The coding region runs from base 29 to 1906 and encodes 625 amino acids. Gene Ontology annotation, biological process: transmembrane transport.
AAGCGUAACACACGAAAACACCAUCACCAUGGCCGACAUGUCAAAGCGCGACUUCACCCUGGCUGAAGCCAGCGGAACACAUCAUAUGGAAAACACUGUUCUCGUCGAUCUCGACGACCCUCAUCGCGCUGCCCUGGAAGACAACCCGGAGAAGCCUGAGAAGCUCUCUUGGUCCACCAUCCUCUCCGUCUUUUUCCUCGGUCUGUCUUUCAUCGCUCCCCUUAGCUGCGGUUUCGUCCUCGCCGUGGGUAUCCUCGUGCCCAUCGGCACCGCCCUGGGCGACACCACCCAUAUCGGCUGGAUUCCUGGUGGCUGGUCAAUCGCCUCGUCGGUCUCCUUCGCUAUCGCUGGAAGUCUGAGCGAUAUUUUUGGCCGUCGAAAUGUCAUCCUCCUUGGUCAAGGUAUCACCAUCAUCGGCGCUAUUGUCGGUGCGACCGCGAUGACCACACUUCAUGUCGCGGCUGCCUCGACGGUCUUGGGCUUUGGAUGCGGCAUCAUCUUUGUCGGCUAUGCUGGCAUUCCAGAAUUGUUGCCUAACAAAUGGCGAGGAAUUGGCCUGGGAUGGACCGAAUUCUGCAUCACGAUGCCUUGGGCCGUCGUUGCCGUGUUGCUCGGUAAUGCCCUGGCAGAGCAUGCGAGCUGGCGGUGGUGCUACUACAUCUCCAUCAUCUAUAGUGUCAUCUGUCUCGUGGGCACCGCAUGCUUCUACUUCCCACCUCAUCGUCCGCAGCUGGAUUACGACAAAUCUCGCUGGCACGAGGUCAAGGAGAUUGAUUACAUCGGUCUGUUCCUGUACGCCACUGGCCUCACCGUCUUCUUGGUCGGUCUCAACUGGGCUGGCACCGCUGGACACGGAUGGAAGAGCGUAUCGGUCAUCGCACCAAUCGUCCUUGGCUUCUUGGCCUUUGUCGCAUGUUUUGUCUACGACUUUACGCUCGCCAAACGCCCAUUCUUUCCGUUCGAACUCUUCAAACAGGUCCGAGAAUUCACUAUCUUGUUGGUCUUGGUCUUCGUUUCUGGCAUGAUAUUCUACUCCAUGGCCGGAUUGCUUCCCCAGGGAAGUUUGUACAUGUUCACAAACAAUUCCACCGAGAUCGGCCUUCUCGCCUUGCCCAACGGCUUUUCCCAACUAAUCGGAGGUUGGGUGAUCCCGUCCCUGGCACACAAAAUUAAGCACCUCAAAUGGCAACUCACCACGCUUCUCUGCUUCCAAACCCUGUUCGUAGCUCUGUACGCCGCCGUCAUCCCGACCAACAAAGCUGCCUGGUCAGCGUUCCAGUUCUUCGGACAGGGAUGCUUUGCCGCCAUCACCCUGAUCAGCUACAUCGUAGCCGGUCUUCAUAUUCCCCAACGCCAGCUGGGCAUCGCUACCGGUCUGAUCGGCACAUUUCGCAGCGCAGGCGGUAGCGUGGGCAUCACCGUCUUUGACACCAUCCUCAGUUCCACCGUCAAUUCGCGGCUGGGACCACAAAUUUCAGAAGCUGCAUUGGCCAUGGGCUUUCCGGCAAAGAACUUGGCCCUACUGAUCCCGGCGACCAUCGAAAAUGCCAGCGGCGUGCCAAAUGCCUUUGCCGCGGUCCCCGGCAUCAGCCCCGCGAUCGAGCUGGCAGUAGCACAGGCGUUCAAGGAUGCAUAUGCCUAUGCAUUUCGCCGGGUCUUCCUGAUCACUAUUCCCUUCGGUGUCGUUGCCAUUAUCGCCACCCUUUUCAUUCGGGAUCCAUCCAGGUAUCUGACCAACCAUGUAGCUGUCCACAUGGAAAAGGAAGGCAUAACAGGAGCAGUCCGCCGUGUUGAGGCGUCCACUAUGGCCCAUACGCUCGGGGAUGAAAUUGGGACAAGCACGGCCCUGGAAGGUGGUCCACGGCAGGACGCGAUUGGCUUGACGGGUGUCCAUUCCACCGUGUAA